AAAAGACAUAAGUGCCUUUCUUUCCUUAAACCAUUUUAUGUCUUUUUCUUUUAUAUACAUUGAUUUGAACUCAAAAAAGGAAAGAUAAUACACUAGAGAAAAGUCUUAACAAAUCAAUGCUCUUUAGAUUUUUUUUUCUUCUUUUUCAUGGUCAACAAUUUCUUAGCUAGGGUUUCUAUAAUUAGAACAACUCUUUGAGUCUUCAUUCUUUAAUUAUCUACCAAAUUUCUUCCUUUUCUCUUCAUUUUUCAGAUCUGAAAAAUCCAUAAGAGCUUUUUUGUUGUCCACUUCUUGAUUUUAGAAUCUUUCUAUUUUUGGAAACUUCUCAUGAAUUGCUAGGUUUUCUUGAUUUGGUUGUAUUAUUUUGUCUUUAAAAAGUUGUCCCUUUUAUACAGAUCAUUAAUUCGUAUCAUAUCCAAUCAUCCAUGAUUUUCUUGUCUCAAACCUUGGUUAGUGACCUUUCUAUUUUUGGAAACUUUCUCAUGAAUUGCUAAGAUUUCUUGAUUUUGGCUGACUUGAAACAGUUGACCCUUUCAAGAGAUUAUUCGUAUAUCCAUGUUUGCUUGUCAUCGCAAAUCUUGAUUUAGAGACCUUUCUACUUUUGGAAACUUUCUCAUGAAUUGCUAGGAUUUCUUGAUUUGGUUUACUUAAAAGUGUUGGCCGUUUCAAGAGAUUAUUCAUAUCCAUGCUUUUGUUGUGUCUCAAAUCUUGAUUUUAGAGACCUUUCUACUUUUGGAAACUUAUCGUGAAUUUCUAGGAUUUUUGACUUUGGUUAAUUGACUUAAUUAAAAGUGUUGACCCUUUCAAGAGAUUAUUCAUAGUCUCAAAUCUUCGUAAGUUGUUGAUUUUAUUACUCAAUAAGAAGAUGGUUAGGGGAAAAACUGAGAUAAAAAGGAUUGAAAAUGCAACAAGCAGGCAAGUGACUUUCUCAAAAAGGAGAAGUGGACUUCUUAAGAAGGCAUCUGAGCUCUCAAUUCUCUGUGAUGCUGAAGUUACUCUUAUCAUUUUUUCUCAAAAAGGAAAGCUUUUUGAGUUCUCAAGUUCCAGUACUAACAAGACAAUAGAACGUUAUCAGAAGAAUGACAAGAAUUCGAGACAUGACAAAACAUUACUUGAACAAACUACAGAGCAUUUGAAAGAGGAGGUUGUUAGCAUGAGUAAGAAGCUGGAGCUUCUAGAAAAUUCUAAAAGGCUUUUAGGAGAAGAUUUAGAUUCUUCCUCCAUUGAUGAACUUGAACAGGCUGAAGAACAAUUAGAUCUAAGUUUAAGAAACAUUAGGGCAAGAAAGAACCAGCUAUUCAGGGAACAAAUUUCUCUUCUAAAGUAUGAGGAAAAAGUCCUAGUGGAAGAAAAUGCAGAAUUGCGAGAAAAGAAUUUCAGUCACACCAAAGAGAGUGCAAUGCACGCGUCAAUCAGUUUGAGAUCAGCCCACGGCCUUUAUUUAUUGAUGGACAAGAAGAUGAAAAUCCUCAAACUCAAAAAAUGGAGGUAGAGACACAGCUAUUUAUCGGUCUUCCUCGAAGAUGAAAUAGUUAAUAAAGUUGUUGUCAUGUGACCAGGUCACUGGUUCAAGUCUAAAAAUAGUCUCUUGUAGAAAUAUAAAAUAGCAUUGUGUAUAAUAGACUUAUGUGGUCGGAUCCUUCCCAAAUCCUACUCAUAGUGAGAACUGAGAAGUUUAAUGCAGCAAACUGCUUUUUUUUUUUUUUUUAUCAGAGAUGAAGUCUCCGUUGAUUAUUACUAAAUGUCAGCUAAGAAAGUCCUAUAAUUCCAAGGUUUCUCAAUUGCAACUUUAUUCAAUUGAUGACCAUAGCAAAAAAUAAAAAUAAAAAAAAUAUUGGCAUA
Capsicum annuum is the source of this 1842-nucleotide messenger RNA. RefSeq names its product MADS-box protein SOC1. The transcript is spliced from 8 exons. Lineage: Eukaryota; Viridiplantae; Streptophyta; Magnoliopsida; Solanales; Solanaceae. The coding region runs from base 866 to 1492 and encodes 208 amino acids. Gene Ontology annotation, molecular function: RNA polymerase II cis-regulatory region sequence-specific DNA binding; protein dimerization activity; DNA-binding transcription factor activity, RNA polymerase II-specific. The record is from RefSeq and is a predicted model, not a curated record. Gene Ontology annotation, cellular component: nucleus. Gene Ontology annotation, biological process: positive regulation of transcription by RNA polymerase II.